AUGGAGGAAUACUUACGGAAUAAAUAUUUAAAAAAUGAUGUAGAAAAAAAGAAGAAAAAAAAUAAAAAAGGAAAAAUAAAAAUCCAUGAUAGUGAUGAUGAAAAUGAAAGAUUUAAUAAAAAUAAUAUAAAAAAUAAUAAUUCAGAAGAAUAUAAUUUGAUUGAAUCAGAUUCAAGUUCAGAUAUACCUAUAACUAUUAUGCAAAAUGACGGCAUGGAUAUAUUAGAUUUAUCUCGUGAAAAAAAAAAAAAAAUUUUACAAGUUUUAAACAAUGAUAUAUUAGUAGAUAGUUCUUUUAAUGAUGUUGAUAAAAAUCCCGAAAAAAAAAAGAAAAAAAAAAAAGAAAAGGGUUUAAAAAAUUUAAUAAAGAAAGCGCAUAUUACUAAACAAGUGAAACAAAGUCAGCAUAACGAUAUUGAUGAGCAAAAUUAUAAUCAUAAAUUUAAUAAUACUGAGGUGAAGCAUAUCUCAAAACCUUCAUUAAAUAGUAACAAAAAUUCCAAACAAAUUAAUCGAACUAGCUCAGAAGAAACAUACCGAAGACAAAAAUGUAAUAAUCAUCGGGGUAGCAGUUCUGACAUUUCACUUCCAAGAAGAAAAGGAAAAGAACAAGAUAGCAGUUCUGACAUUUCACUUCCAAGAAGAAAAGGAAAAGAACAAGAUAGCAGUUCUGACAUUUCACUUCCAAGAAAGGAAGCGAGCAGGUCCACUAGUAUGGAUAGUCAACCAGGAGGAAAGGGUUCGAAUAUUAUUGAAUACUCAUCUGGCUUAUCAAAUAAAAAAAACAAUGAAGAGGAAAAUGAAGUAGUAAAAAAUUUUGAUAAAAAUACUAAUACAAUUUAUAGAGACAAAGCUGGUAAAAUAAUUUCAAGAGAAGAAUGGAUUAAAAAUAUUAAAAAUGAAAAAUCAAGAUAUCGACAUGGGAUAGAUGAAAUAAAAGAAAACAACAAAAAUGAAAGAAAUAAAAGAAAUCGGAAAAGUAAAAAGUAUAAUAAUGAUCAAAAUAUAAAAUUAGAAUGGGGAACUGGGUUAGUACAAAAAGAAAUGCGAGAAAAAAUAAUAAAAGAAAAUAAAAAAUUAGUAAAUAAAAAGAAUAUAAUAAAUUAUGAUUAUGAUAGUGAUUACGAUCAAAAAUUAAAACAAGAUAUAAGAAAAGAAGAUCCAAUGAAUAAAUAUUUAGUACAAUCAAAUCAAGAAAACCAAAAAGCAAAAUGUAGAUAUCAAUCUCCAUACAAUAGAUUUAAUAUUUUGGCAGGAUAUAGAUGGGAUGGUGUAAUAAGAGGAAAUGGUUUUGAGCAAAAAAGAUAUGAAAUUUUAAAAGAAAAAGAGUUGAAAGAUCGAUUAGCAUAUAUAUAA
This is a messenger RNA of Plasmodium berghei ANKA, 1356 nucleotides long. Its product is annotated as pre-mRNA-splicing factor CWC26, putative. The record is from RefSeq and is a predicted model, not a curated record. Lineage: Eukaryota; Apicomplexa; Aconoidasida; Haemosporida; Plasmodiidae. Gene Ontology annotation, biological process: mRNA splicing, via spliceosome. Gene Ontology annotation, cellular component: U2-type spliceosomal complex; RES complex. Bases 1 to 1356 code for a protein of 451 amino acids. Gene Ontology annotation, molecular function: RNA binding. The transcript has a single exon.